AUGGAUUUGGAGUCUAUUGCUGAAAGUGUUGGAGUAUCGGUAGCUCAUGUUGAUAAUCCAAGGCAACCUACUAUACAAGAGAUGGCAUCAAUAACAUCAUCAUCAGCUAGUGCGUUGGUUGCAUUAAAAUGGUUCCAUAAGCCUGAUAAACCACCAGUGUAUUUGAAAUACAGUCCGACCUCAAUCAAAUUAGCCCGUCAACAUAUAUCCUAUUCUAAAGGGAGGCCGCUUAUCGAAGAAGCAGGCCCAGUCAUUAGUACUACUACAACAACAACAAAGGCUAAGGUCAAUCAAUACAUCACCAAGAAGGGUACUGAUGGCCCUUGGGAUAUCUUUAAAUUCCUAGUACCUGAAUGCCUACGUAAAGGUAUACCAAUACCACAAUGGGGAUUACAUUAUGCAGAUGUUAGACGCCAUUUCCAGCGUUGGAAGACGGCGCCGAUGGCAGUCAGGAAGAAUAAGAAGUGGGGACAACUGACACAAAACAACUUCACUGCAGCUUGA
Perkinsus marinus ATCC 50983 is the source of this 504-nucleotide messenger RNA. RefSeq lists its product as hypothetical. NCBI's taxonomy places the organism in Eukaryota, Perkinsozoa, Perkinsida, Perkinsidae. The coding region runs from base 1 to 504 and encodes 167 amino acids. Gene Ontology annotation, molecular function: nucleic acid binding. The record is from RefSeq and is a predicted model, not a curated record. The transcript has 6 exons.